Dermacentor silvarum is the source of this 449-nucleotide messenger RNA. RefSeq lists its product as uncharacterized. NCBI's taxonomy places the organism in Eukaryota, Metazoa, Arthropoda, Arachnida, Ixodida, Ixodidae. The transcript is spliced from 5 exons. The coding region runs from base 43 to 366 and encodes 107 amino acids. The record is from RefSeq and is a predicted model, not a curated record.
GACAGCCUCGUGAGUGUGCUGAGUCCAUUCACAUGCAAUAGUAUGGCUUUAGACGGGCUCUCCUGCAGCGGGAACUUGAGGCUGACAUUUCCAAGAAGGUUUGCAAAGUGCAUGAACGGAAGCACUGAAGUCUGCAGAGGACAGGAACCUAUUCAGGAAUUUCUGGUAUCUUCUUUGAUGAACCAAGUCAAGUGCAUUUUGUUCACGAUUAUGGGUGACGCCCCUUCGAGCGUCCUCUCGAAAAUCCUCUGCGAGGUGUCGUCCGUUCUGGCCGAGAAGGUCCGCCAACUGCCAUACUUCGGAUUCUUGCGUAACUUGCUCAAGCCGGUUCUGAAACUUCUCAGGAGGAUCGUCGGAUGCGAGUGAAAACAACCGCAUGUAUUACACUACUGCCAUUUCUUCACCUUGCAUUGUACAGAGAAAAGAUCACUUGCUGCACCAAGUGAUUU